GUCAAGUGCACAUAACUGAUUUGAAGACACGAUCUGGACGAAAGACUUCGACCAUGGAACAUCUUGCAUCCGAAAUUCUUGCAAUCAUCGAAAGCCUGGGGGAGCACUUAAUGGAGCACCCUCUGAGUUUAACAGAUUUGGAAAUGAUGAGCGACGGUGCCAAGAUCACAGUACCCAACCGGCUGGAGGUCCAAAUGGGCAAUUUUCCUGCCACGUCAGACAUCCUCAAGCUCAACGAGGAGAAAACAAAGUCUGCAAGCAGGGAAACGUUCAUUUUGGCUGAGCUCAUUGAAACUGAAAAGGCUUACGUGCGAGACCUGCGAGUGUGCAUUGAUACUUACAUGAGGGAGAUGUUGACCCAAGAGGAAGAGAUCCCUGCAGGACUCAACAAUAUGCAGGACGUCAUCUUUGGGAACUUGUUGGACUUGUAUGAAUUCCAUCAUAAGAUCUUUCUCAAGGAACUGGAAAAACAGAAAAACGUCCCUGAAGAUGUCGGACAUUGCUUUGUCAAAUGGGCUGAGAAGUUUCAUUUAUAUGUGGACUACUGCAAGAACAAUGAGAAGUCCACUCGGCUCAUCAUGGAGCAUACUGUCAACUAUUUUAACAAAAUUCAGCAGAAGCACGGACUGGCAUUCUCGGUACAAUCUUACCUGAUUAAACCAAUACAGAGAAUGACAAAAUAUCCGCUCCUGUUAAAGAAUCUCCUCGAGUGCUGCGAAGAUGGGAAAGGAGUACUCAAGGAAGCUUUGGAGGUGACUCUCAGCAUCCCUAAGAGAGCCAACGAUGCCAUUCAUUGGUCCGUGCUAGAAGGUUUUGAUGAGAGCGUUGAAUCCCAAGGUGAGCUGCUCCAACAGGAGUCAUUCAAAAUGUGGGAUUCAAAAUUACCAUUUUGCCGGGGGAAGAAUAUACACCUCUUUCUCCUAAAAAAGUCUUUAGUAGUCUGCAAGGUAGUCAGGGAUGCCAAAGCCAUGACAAAGUACAUAUGCAAGAGGAAACUCAACCCAACUGAGAUAAAGCUGACAGAACACCACACGGGAGACCCUGUGAAGUUUAUUCUUUGGAUAUCGAGCAAAAGAAUUGUUCUUAAGGCGUCAACUAUUCAAAUCAAGCUGGACUGGAUCGAGCAUAUCCAUAAGCUAAACAAGGAACACACCCGCCACCUGACAGGGACACUCAAAGAGCCGAUCAGUGUUCCUAAAGCCAUCACAGCAAAGCUCUGCAAGAGCAAAAGGUCAAGGGUGUGAACUGCAGUGGCUUCGAGUAUUCCAUCAAAGUGGCUCGGCGUCUGUUUUUCUUGUACUUUUUGCAACAUUUGUUUAUAUGAUUUCUUGUACAUAUUGUAUAUAAUUAUGUAUUUGGUCAAAUAAAAUGUCAUUGUUAUUUGCA
Messenger RNA from Corythoichthys intestinalis (scribbled pipefish), 1386 nucleotides. Its product is annotated as triple functional domain protein-like. Gene Ontology annotation, molecular function: guanyl-nucleotide exchange factor activity. NCBI's taxonomy places the organism in Eukaryota, Metazoa, Chordata, Actinopteri, Syngnathiformes, Syngnathidae. Bases 54 to 1244 code for a protein of 396 amino acids. Gene Ontology annotation, biological process: axon guidance. Gene Ontology annotation, cellular component: cytoplasm; extrinsic component of membrane. The record is from RefSeq and is a predicted model, not a curated record. The transcript has 12 exons.